CUGCACUAAGUUUGGUAGUCAAAAGCCAUUAUUUGGUAAUGUGGUACGUCAGCUGUUUACUAAGAGCUGAUAUGGAGAACUCCCUUCCUGCACAGUUCGAAGCUGACUUGCUUCGCGACCUUACACCUCGUCAAAUUUUCUGUUAUGUUUCAAACCUCGUUCUGCAUGUGCAUUGGAAUCAAAGCUUGAAAUCCGUUUCUGUAGUAUUAGAAGCUGACUUGCUUCGUGCCCCGCCAUCCCGUCAACAUUUUUAUUAUAUAUCAAACCUCGUUCCGCAUGAGCAUUGUAAUCAAAGCUUGAUGCGAGGUUCCAGCCUAGAUUAGGUGUCGUGCAUGGAAACUUCCUCACGAUAUUCGACGUUAUCUUCGUAAAGGAUGUGUAGAUUCUGGAAAAUGUACGUCAUCUAAAUGACGGCACAAAUUAUCGAGCAAGUCCACUAUUUCCGACCAAGCUGCUAUAUAUUGACGCUUCAUGAGCUGCCCAAGAAUGAGUUUGAUCUUUGAACACAUCUGGCCUACUUCUUCUGCGAGUUUCUAUAGAACAAGAUUAAGAAACAGAAGGAGAAUGAAGAUAAGUAAGGAAGUAUCGUGCUUGCUGACGCUGCUUAUCUUUGGCAUUUUGUUCUUUCCUACUACUACCUCUGCAUUAGAGACCACGAAGUACGAUGCCAAAGGAACCAAGCACAUAGUCUUUGUUCAUGGUUCCUUUCAUGGGGGCUGGUGCUUUUACAAGGUUUCCAAUUUACUGCAGAGUAGAGGGUUUACAGUCGGUGCAAUCGAUCUGACAUCUCAGGGGAAAAAUAAAGCCAUCGCGGACAAUGUCACCUCGAUUGCACAAUUUGUACAUCCAGUGGUCGAGUAUUUGAAUAAUGUGACGGGGAAGGUGAUUAUCAUGGGACAUAGUCUGGGAGGAGUUUCCAUUUCGUACUUGAUGGAGAAGUUUGGCCCUGAAAAGAUAACGAAGGCCAUGUUCGUCGCUGCCGUAAUGCCGAAAAACAAUCAAAGCUUCUUUGAAGCUUCUAUAGUGGGUACCUCAACAAUUCCUCCAGGAGGACAACCAUUUGUCUACGGAAACGGACCAUCCAAGCCUCCAACUUCUGUGAAUAUCAACCUGGACUUAGCUCGACUCAUGUUUUACGAGGAAAGUCCUGAGGAGGAUAUAAUCUUGGCAAAAACAUUGCUCGUUCCUCAGCCUUAUGGCGUGCUUCUCGAGUAUCUACAUCUGACACCGCAGAGACACGGAAUGAUUCCGCGAUACUACGUUAAGACAGGGAAAGAUUUCAUUUUACCAUUAUCCGCACAGGAACGAAUUAUUGCCAUGAACCCCCCUGCAGGAGUAUUUCUAUUGAAUAACAGUGAUCACUCUCCAUUUUUCUGUGAACCUCGGAAGCUCGCAAAAAUAAUCCAACUCGUAGAUCUGCUUUGAGUGUAACAACUCAAAAAACGUACACCAAGAGCAAGUCUUUGUUGAAAAGAAUCCAACUCUUGGAAGAGAUGCAGUAAAGGUGAGCCAAAUGACUCUAUUCACAGCUUUGUGUCUAGUUGCUCACUGGAACAACUCUUAAACUUAUCGGAUACCAAGAGCAAGUUUCUGUUCAAAACUUUGAACUUGUGUAAGUUAUACAGUAAAGAUGAGCCAAAUAUUUCUGUUAACAG
Molecule: messenger RNA, 1655 nt
Organism: Marchantia polymorpha subsp. ruderalis
Lineage: Eukaryota; Viridiplantae; Streptophyta; Marchantiopsida; Marchantiales; Marchantiaceae
Source: the annotation of a GenBank genome assembly